Messenger RNA from Corythoichthys intestinalis (scribbled pipefish), 7869 nucleotides. RefSeq names its product ubiquitin-like modifier activating enzyme 3 (gene uba3). Bases 139 to 1455 code for a protein of 438 amino acids. Gene Ontology annotation, molecular function: NEDD8 activating enzyme activity. Lineage: Eukaryota; Metazoa; Chordata; Actinopteri; Syngnathiformes; Syngnathidae. The transcript has 17 exons. Gene Ontology annotation, biological process: protein neddylation. Gene Ontology annotation, cellular component: nucleus; cytoplasm. The record is from RefSeq and is a predicted model, not a curated record.
GGAGAAGAAAAGAAGGCGAAUAGAGGACCUGACAGACAAGUUAGUGGCGAACGCUUAUGAAAGGUCCCUUUCUCUGCCCGGCUGAAGGCUCGCGUUAGGGCAGUGAGGCCAGGAGACGUGAAAAUUCACAUAUUUAAAAUGGCAGUAGAUGGCGGCGCCUGCGACUGGGACGGCCGGUGGAAUCACGUGAGGAAGUUCCUGGAAAGACCCGGUCCGUUCACACAUCCGGAUUUCGAGCCAAGCACAGACUCUCUGCAGUUCCUGUUGGAGAAGUGCAAGAUAUUGGUCAUCGGCGCUGGCGGGCUAGGCUGUGAACUGCUCAAAGAUCUGGCCCUGUCUGGGUUCCGACUCAUUCAUGUGGUUGAUAUGGACACUAUUGACUUGUCCAACCUCAAUCGGCAGUUUCUUUUCAGGUCUAAGGAUGUCGGACGACCAAAAGCAGAAGUGGCAGCAGACUUCAUUAACAGUCGCGUCCCUGGAUGUAAAGUUGUCCCUCACUUCAAAAAAAUCCAGGACUUUGACGAGUCCUUCUACAGGCAGUUCCACAUCAUCGUGUGUGGACUGGACUCCAUCAUUGCCAGGCGAUGGAUGAACGGCAUGCUGAUAUCUAUACUCUGCUAUGAAGACGGAAUACUGGAUCCGAGCUCCAUCAUCCCCCUCAUUGAUGGGGGCACUGAAGGCUUUAAAGGAAACGCGCGUGUCAUUCUACCUGGCAUGACAGCUUGCAUCGACUGCACGCUUGAGCUGUACCCACCGCAGGUUCAUUUCCCCAUGUGCACCAUCGCGACUAUGCCGAGGCUUCCUGAACAUUGCAUAGAAUAUCCUCGAAUAUUCCUCUGGCCCAAAGAAAAGCCGUUCGGAGAAACGAGUUUAGACGGAGACAAUCCUGAGCAUAUCCAAUGGGUGUUCGAGAGAGCGCGGGAGCGAGCCGCUCAAUUCAACAUCACAGGAGUCACAUACAGGCUCACGCAAGGUGUCGUGAAGAGGAUCAUUCCUGCUGUGGCGUCGACAAACGCCGUCAUCGCUGCUGCCUGUGCAAGUGAAGUUUUUAAAAUUGCUACAAGCGCAUAUAUUCCUUUAAAUAAUUACCUGGUGUUCAAUGACGUGGAUGGGCUGUACACUUACAGCUUUGAAGCGGAGAGAAAGGACAACUGCUCGGCGUGCAGCCAGGUACCUCAAGACCUUCAGUUCCCACCAUCUGCAAAACUACAAGAGGUGCUGGAGUACUUGACGGAGAACGCUUCCCUACAAAUGAAAUCUCCAGCUAUCACUACAACGCUGGAAGGCAAAAACAAGACUCUAUACCUGCAGUCCGUUAAAUCCAUCGAGGAACGAACGAGGCCAAACCUCUGCAAAACUUUGAAAGAGCUGGGCUUGUCGGACGGCCAGGAAAUCGCUGUGGCGGACGUCACCACCCCGCAGACGGUCCUAUUCAAGCUCAAUUUCACCGCCUGAAAGCACUGACGUGAUGUUCCGCUUCACCGAUGUUACUGUAGCGCAUUAAUCUGAUUAUGAGUGUAAAUAGGUAAAGUAAAUCCGCACGGGUCUGAAAAAAUUAGUCAUAUUGUUUACUUGUGUGUGGGUGCCUAUUGUAGUUCUUCCUGUUCAUCGAAAUAAAAUGACUGCACUGUAAUUCCGGUUCAUACGACGGAGUAUUAGGGCCAUGCAGAGAAAAAAAAUAAAAGUUGUAAUCAGAAGUCGACCGAUAUAGGAUUUUCAAAGGCCGAUAUCGAUUUAAUUAGAAAAAAAAUUGCAGAUUUCAUAAGCCGAUAUUUGAGCCCGAUGACUUUUUUUGUUUUUAAUGGGCGUUGCUUAUGAGGAGAAAAAUUGAUGACGUGUCGUCCCCGGGUUACGAUAUAUUCGACUUACGUGAUUUCGACUUUACAACGCCGGAGUCUCGUCCGCCAUUUUGUCUCCAGUCUUUUUUUAAUUAUUUUUUUAAGUGUUUUUUUUUUUUUUUUUAGUAGCGUAACAGUGUAGAGUGUGUGGUUGACAUCUGUAUUUUUCUCACUGUAACAGCUGUCAAGUUUCCCUGCAAAAAUUUGUUUCUCCAAUGAGAGGAGCUGUUGUCUCAGUAAGGUUAAUUGAAAAUUUUCACAAUGCACAUCUUUUUUUUUUGUUUUUUUUUUGCUUGCAUUGUUUUUGUUUUCCUGUUAUCGUUGUACAAUUGUUGGGACUAUGUUGUUAAUUAUAAUCUGUUUACAAGUUAAAUUAAAAUGGGGAAAUAUAUGUUACACUCGAUCAGGUUGCUUUCUGUUUCCUACUAAAGAAGUAGAAUCCGAUACAGCAAGCAACGGUGUGGCAUGGGCAGAUCGACCUCGUCUGAGUUGAAGAAAAUAAGCUCUAAAUAAGCUUCAUAAUUCACAUCGACUUACCUGUUUGUUCACUAGCAGGCCAAAGUGUUCUGCGGUGUGUCUUUGGUUUAAAAGUAGAACGACAGUAAACAUCAGUGAAAGAAGAACUCUUGUGUCUCCCAUUGUGACAAGUCGGCAUUCUCAGUGUACGUUUUUCACCACCCAGCAGCACUGAUGGUAAGUACUCUUAUUUUAUUAAUAUGACCUAUAAUUAGGGCUGCAGCUAUCGAAUAUUUUAGUAAUCGAGUAAUCGACUGAAAAUUCUAUCGAUUAAUCGAGUAAUCGGAUAAAACAAAUAUAUUUUUAGGUGAUGAGCAAUUAUAAAUAUACAUGAGGAAACAAGAUAUUUCAUCUAAUCUUGAACCAUUUUCAGUCAAUCGCUGUCUUUAUUUUCGAUGUAUAUUGUUGAAAACAGCCAACAGUUGCAUCUCAGAUGUAACUAGAAUAAAAAAAAAGACUAAUUCAUUGCUUUCACUCAAAAAACUUUUAGAUCUUAUUAAAAAAUAAAUAAAUACAGUAUAUAGAGGGUACCCGCGGGUUAUUAAAAGUAUUGAAAAAAGCAUUGAAUUUAGUUUUCCAUUAUUAAAGGUAUUAAAAGUAUUAAAUUAGCUGUCGUAAGUCUGGAAUUUUUUCACCGUAGUUUUAAUUUUGAAGAACAUCUCAGUGCAACCUAAAUUAUAUCCGUGACAAAGUUUUUUUUUUUUUAACCGUAACGAAGAUGACGCGUAGAAUUUUUACGAUGCACUGCACUACAAAUCAUAAUGCACCUUGUGCGUGCGCGCUGUUAGCAUCAUUAGCAUCAACAUCACAACAGCAGGCAAUCGCACAGUACUGUGUGCUAAUGUAAGGAACUGCUCAGAUGCCUUAGUUGUUAUGUUUGACGAAAGCCUCAACAAGACAACCAAGUCCAAACAGUUGGACCAGCAUGUGAGGUAUUGGAUCGGCGACCAAGUCGCAUCCAGAUACUUUGGGUCGCAGUUUAUGGGUCAUGCGAGGGCAGUGGACCUGCUUAACAUUUCAAAGUAAGUUGCCAAUUUCUCCAAUUAAAAUGUGUUAGAUGCAAUAGUGUAUUUUUGCACGGUUUGCUUUUCGAAUGAAUGUGAAUUUCGUAGUUUUAACUCAACAGUUAGCCAUGUUCAAUGGGGUAUUGAACAUGGGUAGCCUUCGCAUGGAUAAACCAGAGUCGUAGAUCCACCAUCACCCACAGAUACACAACACGGUUGACACUAUUAUUGGAACGAGUGCGGGGUAACGUUGAUCUGAAUAACAUGGCAUGGUGAUAGGCAAAUUAUAAUGUAGGUGAUAGUAAAACACCUCCUGGUAUAUUUAAAUGUUUUUCUUGAUUGAAUAAGAGUAUGGAUUUUCUCUAUCUGAUUAAAAGAAAUGUCUUCAAUAGCUAACAAAGGAUUAACAUGUGUUUUGUAUACUUCUUGUAAUGUGAUUAGAAAAAAACAAUUACCAAGGGAAAUGGUCAUGUGUAGCUUUUUUAUUUUGUGGUAAUUAAUGGUAAACUACUGCCAUUUAGUGGCUGUUUUUUCAACUUUCACUGCCAAUUGGAAGAUUUUCCCAAGCACUUUACAGUUAAGGUGACCAACUUGACAAUCACCAACCUACCAACUUGACUAGGUCCUCUUAAAAGGGAAACCUGUUGUAUUGCAAAUGUAAUUUCUGAAGUUGCUUUACAAAAAUAGUGUAAAAUCCAUUUUAUCCCGGGGGAAAAAAAUCUGAAAGACCUUAUAUUUAAAUGUGUUUUAAUUGUACCUUCGGUAAAUGGGCAUUAUUUUUUUAAUAUGAUUCAAUAUUAUCUAAAUAAUGGGUGCGAGAAAAGUAUUAAUUUUCAGUUGAAAUGGCAUUAAAAAAGGUCUUAAAAGUCUUGAAUUUAGAUUUAUCAAUCCUGGGGGGACCCUGUAUCUCUCUCUCUUUGUGUAUAUAGAUUAUAUAUAUAUAUAUAUAUAUAUAUAUACACACAUAUAUAUGUGUGUGUGUAUAUAUAUAUAUAUAUAUAUAUAUCUUACCUAAAAAUGCCGUUACGCUUGAUAACACACAUCACUUAAAAGUUAGGAUUUCUUCCCACAUGUUUCAAUUGAAUUUCUAUUUGUGUCAAGCCAUUUUUAAGUUCUAGUUAAGUUUUAAGUUAGUCUAAACUGUAAGUCCUGAUAGGAUUUGGAGUUUUUGCAGUGUUCAAAAUAAAUGUAUGAUACAGGCUCUAUUGGAGCACAUUAGGGACCAGUGCUACUUGGUGUUUUCUCCAGCAAUGAUUACUGAGCUAAAAUUCAUAGUUAGCAUUAUUGUUUUUAUUUUACACUCUCAUCACUCCACAACGCUAUGUUAUGUUAAAGCCUGUAUGUAAGACACGUAAGCCACGCAUCGACAGUGGUCAUAAUUAAUAGAAACCUAGCCCUCCCGUGGCUAACGUUACAUGAGUUAGUGACAGUAAUGUUAAUCUUAUUUCUUCUUCUUUUUUUGUUUAUUGGCAGUUUACCACUCGGUACCAUGGGGCAUUACUUAAUCUUAUUUAUUAGCGCUUAGCGCUCUUUAUCAGCGCGUUUACUAACACUGCCCAGACGCGGCUGAGUCUGUCAUGACGCAUCUAGUUUAACAUACAUGUGAUCUCUGAGACGCAUUAGACGCUACCUGCUACCAACGUAGCAUCGUGCGGACUAGUAUUUAGCAACGUCGGUGUCGUUUGUAGCGGCUGUCGGCUGCAGUAUUUUAUUUUUUGCUUCUUCCAUUACGCACGUGACAUCAGCGCGUUGUCCCGCAUUAAAAGUAGUCCGAGCAAAACGUGAUGCUUAGAGCUGUCAAACGAUUACUCGAGGUGAAUAAAAUUACUCGGAUCAGUUUUUAAACUCAAGUUACUCGAGUUGCUCGAGUAUUCGUUUCAGCUCUACCUAUAAUACAUGUUUUUUGGACAGUUAUUUUGAGAUUUGGGGGGCAUUUAGGGGUACUUAAAGGAUUAAUUCCAACUUACCGUAUUUUUCGGACUACAAGUCGCACCUGAGUAUAAGUCGCACCAGCCAUAAAAUGCCCAAAGAAGAGAAAAAAAACAUAUAAGUCACAUCAGAGUAUAAGUCGCAUUUUUGGGGGAAAUUUACUUGAUAAAAUCCAACACAUAGAACAGAUAUGUCAUCUUGAAAGGUGAUUUAAUAUAUAAAACAAAAAAAAAUGAGAACAACAUGCUGAAUAAGUGUAGAGUGUACAGUGCAUGAAGAACGAAAUGCGAAUAUACUGUCCUCACCAGGACGCUACGGCUCAGUCCUGGCUAUACAGCGGGCUAAACUCCCAAAUGAAGAUGCUGGACGUCCGUAUAAUUUGCUGAAUCAAUUUAGUCCUCGAUAGCAAACAGGUUUGCAUCAACGUAAAUAAAUGAUAAUUUGGUGCUAUAACAGCAAUGACACAAACGGUUAGCAUGCGUUCGCUUGCAUUAGCACAUCAUUCAAACAACCACACAACUGGCUCUAAGUGUCCGAUCGCGGGUGGAAAACACACAACAACAACAGAAAAGAUACACACAGGCGUUGCCUCUGUAGAGAUAUUUUACAAGCAUAAACAAUGAACGUAGGUUCGCAGCCGUGUUUCUCUCUCGCUAACUCGCCCGCUCACUCAGAGCUGCGUAGCUGUCCAUCUUCUUCUGGAGCGUGAGCGCUCUCCUUCACGUAAACAAGUGCAAGUGCACCCCCACGUGGGCGUGAAAGCGCCACAAACUAAAAGCAUGCAUUUCAAUAUAAAAAAAGUCAAUAAUACAAUUGAACACACAUUGCCAAAGGCAGAGCGCGAACGUGGCCAUAGCUAUUAAGUUAUUCAGAUAACUAUAGCAUACAGAACAUGCUAACAAGUUUACCAAACCAUCAGUGUCACUCCAAAACACCAAAAUAACAUGUGAAAUGAUAUCAUAAUGUGUUAAUAAUUUCACACAUAAGUCGCUCCUGAGUAUAAGUCGCACCCCCAGCUAAAGUAUGAAAAAAACUGCGACUUAUAGUCCGAGAAAUACGGUAUGUGGAAAUUUGGGUUACGUCACCAGCAUAGUGUUGAAAUUCACCUCCCCAGUCAAGCCGCACGGAAACAGCGACAGCCAAACAAAGUGCCGCUCUGCCGAUGCUGCCUCACGUGCGCCAACCGGGAAGGCGGAAUUUCACGCGUUCAUCUCUGAUGUUAACCCUUUGUACUGACUCCAUGUUCUAAAAGUUGAAAAAGACUCGCCGAAAGCAGGUUGACAAUUUAUUCGUCGACAAUGGUCAAAAACAAGGCAAAAACAGACGACGGAGGGACAAUUCUGGAUCCAAAACAAGGCUACAUGUUUCCCAGCAACAAAACCUGUGUUAUCUCAGUGUCCAGUGUUUUUAAGUCCGUGAUGUAGUGGGCCGGCUGAAGGUGUGUCCGGGCGUUGCUUUGGGAUCAUCCCUCUCUGGCCGGUUUCGGGUUGUUUAGGUUCGUGCGUGGAUGGGACGUGGUUGCCGCAGUGACAGACGCUGGUCUUGACGUCCCAAGCACCUGCUAUCAACUUUGUUAUCCGGGCUGGCUCUACUUGUUGUCGGACAAAGAGCGCUUUGUCCUUGCAGAACUAAUUUGCAAGUUUUGGUGCAUCAAUCUUGCUCGUGGCGCACACGUUGGGCUUCUAUGAUAAGAUGGCGUUGUGUAUUUAUUCUGCUUCUUUUCAUUAAACUAUGGUGUGCUAUCUAUUCUACACUAGGUGUGUCAGAGCAGUACAGUCCCACAGUAAAUAUGAGAAAUGAUAUUAUUCCGAUUAAUUGUAUUCCGUGUGUUCGAGUAAUGCAAACAGUUAGACGGUGCCCACGAGAAACGGUACCAUUUUUCCAUUUCCCCCUCAGGAGCCCCGAUAAGGUGAUUAACUUUACUGUGUCAAGGCCACUGAGUGAAGUAUGCCUAAACUAUAGCUAAAUGAAUGUGUUGGACCAGACAUGUCCAAAGUCCGGCCCGGGGGCCAAAUGCGGCCCGUGGUCGGAUUUCAUCCGACCCCCAGCCUCUGUCAUAAAAUCAAUAUCGUCUGGCCCGCACACAGACUUAAUAAAUUGGUCAGCAGUACUGCUCCAAGCCUAUGAAGUAGCUUACACACUAAAUGCUGCUCCUCAUUUACCCACUAAAAGGGAGCAGCACUCUAAGCAACAUUACCACAUGUGACCCUUUACUCCCAAUUUUCUAAAAUGUCGACAAUCAACAAAAAAAAAAAGUUGACCGUAACGGCUGGCGCUUCAAGGAUAGGUGGAAACUGGGCUAUUUUGUCACUAAAAUACGCAACGACUGUGUCUGCCUCAUUUGCAAAGAGACAGUCGCUGUUUUUAAAGAGUUCAAUAUGAGGCGAUAUUACCAAACAACACACGCUGACAUGUACGACAAGAUUACAGGGUAGAUACGUAGCGAGAAAUUGAAGCAACUUGAAGCUAGUUUAAUUUCACAGCAGUAUUUCUUAAGAGCCCAAGAGUCGAAAGAGGACGCCACAAAGGCGAGUUGCGAGAUUGUUGAAAUUAUUAAUUAAAAAAAAAAAAAAAAAAAAAAA